This is a messenger RNA of Bombus pyrosoma, 3224 nucleotides long. Its product is annotated as tubulin glycylase 3A-like. The record is from RefSeq and is a predicted model, not a curated record. Bases 1 to 2277 code for a protein of 758 amino acids. NCBI's taxonomy places the organism in Eukaryota, Metazoa, Arthropoda, Insecta, Hymenoptera, Apidae. Gene Ontology annotation, biological process: cilium movement; cilium assembly; protein polyglycylation. Gene Ontology annotation, molecular function: ATP binding; metal ion binding; protein-glycine ligase activity, initiating. The transcript is spliced from 10 exons. Gene Ontology annotation, cellular component: cilium.
AUGGAUCUGCCGCCUGAUUUAAGAACGUUUCACCGGUCAAGGGACAUUAGGACCGCGAAAGAUUUAGCGACUACGGAUUCCACGAACGAGGAUAAAGCGAGCCACUCCUACUGCAAAUUGACUUCUUUGAUCUGUCUGGAAAAGAAGGAAAGUGCAGUGAAUCCGUACAAUCGGGUGGACUGGACGAAAAUGAACUCAAAAUGGCCACUUCCGGACACGGACGACAAUGAGAUCAAUGCCGUUAACAGCCUGCCACAACUUGACUGCGGUGCCUUCCCGAAAUCCUACAUGGACACGUGUUCCUGUUGCCCUCGGGGGAUCUUUGACAAGCACGAUACCGACACCGUCAACAACUACAGGAGUAUCGUGCUCAAGGACGACGAUUGCUGUAAGACUCACUGGACGAGGAAAGAGCGUUAUCAGAAAAUUAAAGCGAAAGUCGACAGAGCUAUUAAGAGGCACAAAAUAUUUCUGAUACGCGGUGAGUUACCGAAAUUGAAAGAAGCUCUGGAGAAAAGGGGUUGGGUGCAAAAAUACGAAGCUACAAAAACAAGAGCUGUACCUUAUGGCAGCGUAGCCAGCUUAGAAGCAAGAUCGUUGGGCGAUUUGACCCAACCGGACGGUACUUUAAACGAGAAGGCGGUAAUUUUCGCUUUGUUACGUCACAAAUCGCCAGACUUUAUAUGGGACUGUCGGAACGACUUUGUCGAUUGGCAUCGUGGCUUGAGUAACAAUAUCAUUCUCAACAGAUACCAAAAACCUUUCGUCUACACUUCCAAGCUAGGAAUGGCUCGUUUGUUGGAGGAAGCUCACUGGCUGUACGAGAAGGACGUGUCGUCGGUAUUAUUCCCUCGAAGUUACAACCUGAACAGAGAGCCGAAAGCGUUUCUCGAUGAUUUUCGUUUGACCGCUGCCGCUGGUCUGUUGAAAUGGUUCGUCGGAAGAAUGCACGAUGGCCAGGGUUUCUCGGAGUCGGGACAUCGACCGAUUCUAAUGAGUCGACUGGAGUUUGCCAUAAAACGCUGCGAGGAAUUUAUCGCCCGUGAAAUCCACCAAAACAUAGACAAAGACUUUGCGACCGAGUUUUCCGAAGAGGAAUGGAAUUCCUUUUUGGACGAUUAUACCGCAGCCGUACACGAGGGAGCUGGAAUCGAGACCACCUCGGAAAAAAGUCGAGAUCAGCUACAAAAAUAUCUAGAGGCGACGAAUCCGAUACUGGCAAGAUUGAAAGAGAUAGAUCCGCAAUACGAAUUAAACGGAAUGAGAAACAUAUGGAUAUUAAAACCGAGCGAACUUUGUUGCGGCACGGGAAUCAGCAUAUCUCACAGUUUAAAGGAUAUAUUUCGAAAGAUAAAGAGCAGACCGAAAGACUACUUCAUUGUUCAGAAGUACAUUGAACGUCCGUUGUUGAUUCACGAUACGAAAUUCGACAUAAGGCAGUGGUAUUUGGUUACAAAUACAUUUCCCAUGACAAUAUGGGUGUUCAAGGAAGGACUCCUACGAUUCAGCUCGAAACCCUACACUUUCUCAACUUAUCACGAAGCGAUUCAUAUCUGCAAUACCGCCAUUCAGGAGAAAUACGACGAGGAGAGGAGGAGACGGAGAAAACGUGGAAAUUCGGAGGAAGUCGUAAAAUCGAUUCGCGAUCAAGGAUGGGACUGCGAGAAGCUGAACGAAUAUUUAAAGCAAACGGGGCUCGACGGCGAACCGUAUUACGACAAGAUCUAUACGAAAAUGUCGGAAGCCAUAGUUCUGACGAUGCUGGCCUCCCAGGAGCACAUGGACAGACGACGGUGUAGUUUCGAGCUAUAUGGGGCCGAUUUCGUCGUGAUGGAGGACCUUUCGGUUUGGUUGAUCGAGAUCAACACGAAUCCCCGGAUGCAUCCUCCUAGCUCGAGAAUUACCAAACGCCUCUAUUCCAAUGUUCUCGAAAGCUUGGUGAAAGUGAUAAUGGAUGUACCGGUGAAUCCGGCUGCAGACACGGGUGGUUUCAGCCUGGUAUACAAGCAAAAUAUACCCGACUUCCGACCUUAUCUCGGUCCUUGCCUCUUCGUGUUUGGCAAGUCGAUAACGUUGCAAGAACAUCCGCGGAAACGAGAGAAGAGAAAGAAAGGAGGAACCGGUUGGGUGAAACAACAACAGCAGCAUCAGCAGCAUCAGCAGCAACAGCAGCCCCGUGCGUGGACCGCCCCACCGAUGAUUCCACGAUUGAGGGAGCCGAAAAUAGUCGACUUUAUCGACUACUUGAACACCGCCCGCUGUACAGCCGCCAACUGAUGUCCCGCCGUUAAGUAGCUAUCGCGACAUUAGGCCGGUGCGUUCGGUUGACAUUCGGUUGAUCGUUGCACGAUAUUUAAUAAAUCGAAAUGUAGAAGGCAAAGCGUAUCUUCCAGUUAAACGUAUAAAACUCGUAAACGGCAGGUACAUGCGAAGAAUCGCGGGAAAAUCGUUAAAGUUGGAACGACCCAGUUUUUUCAUAGAGAGCCGAACAUCGAAACAAUUUUGGUAGAUGCUCGCGUUCGACCUCCAUCGCGACCAGUUGAAAAAAAAAGAAACAAAAAGGUCUGCUCUCUUUUUGCAGGAAGUUCCUCGCGACGAACGUUGCGUUAUAUUCAUAUAGCUUGGCAAUUUCGUCACGUUGGUGGGCCGGCGUAUGGAUAAAAAUUCUGUUACACGUAUCUCGACCGAGUUUGUCGCAACCUAGGAUAUUCGGGCUGGCUACGAUUCUUUACGAUUCUUCCUUGUUUAUCCGGUCCGCUCGAGAUCGCGUGCACGUGCAGCUUUCCAAGAAAAGUCAAUCGCACCGAGCUGUAAUUAACGGACACAAGAUAAAAGAAAUAAUCAACUAUGCCAUUAACGAAUCGUCGUUUCUUACGUCGCUUCCUGUAAGAAUUAUCAAUCCAUUGUACUCGCUCAAGCUAAACGGACGAAUCCACUUUCCUCGUCAAAAGUCUUUUAUCGCUACUCGUGGUAUAGACGAACGAAAUAGUUCCUCGGGUUUCGUUCGUUUUACGCGACCAAAUGUACGAUCCGUACCAAUUAUACGUUCCGGCGAGAAUCUAACCUGUCGCUUUUGUAACCUUAAAUAUAUACUUUGCAGUUCGCCAUGCAACGAAACCAAUGCCCGGAUUGUUUUUCAGAUAUAACAAGGUAGCAAUAACAGUUAAGUAACGAGUUCAAACCUUUGAACCGCCGCACAGAAACUCCGUUGUACGACUCAAUCA